ACGCCGGUCUCCAUGUCGUCUGUGUCGGUGUCCUCUCAGGAGGGGCGGAGCAUGUCCAGGAUGUCUCUGAGCCGCUCACCUGUGUCCCCGAUGACCGCCCAGGGCAUCCCUUCACCUGCCCAGCUCACCAAGGCCAACGCCCCCGUCCACAUCGACGUCGGGGGGCACAUGUACACCAGCAGCCUGGCAACGCUCACCAAAUACCCCGAGUCCAGGAUCAGUCGUCUGUUUAACGGCACGGAGCCCAUCGUGUUGGACAGUCUGAAGCAGCACUACUUCAUCGACAGAGACGGAGACAUCUUCCGCUACAUCCUCAGCUUCCUGCGGACCUGCAAGCUGCUCCUGCCCGAAGACUUCAAGGACUUCCCCCAGCUGUACGAGGAGGCUCGGUACUACCAGCUGACCCCGAUGGUGCGGGAGCUGGAGCGCUGGCAGGCGGAGCGAGAGGCCCAGCGGGCGUCGCCCUGCGAGUGUCUGGUGGUUCGCGUCACGCCCGAUCUGGGCGAGAGGAUCGCGCUGAGCGGCGAGAAGGUGCUGAUCGAGGAGAUCUUCCCAGAGACCGGAGACGUCAUGUGCAACUCCGUCAACGCCGGCUGGAACCAGGACCCCACCCACGUCAUCCGUUUCCCCCUCAACGGAUACUGCAGACUCAACUCUGUGCAGGUCCUGGAGCGUCUCUUCCAAAAGGGCUUCAGCAUGAAGGCGUCCUGCGGCGGGGGGGUCGACUCGUCCCAGUUCAGCGAGUACAUCCUGUGUCGCGACCUGCGGCACUGCCAGUCCAUCGGCAGCACCCCGAUCCGGAUCAAGCAGGAACCUCUGGACUAAACGCCGCCGACAAACUUUACCGACGGCCGUCGAGUCACAUCUGGAUCCCGCAGACGUCUCCGGCAGCUGGUGGACAAAACAACACCUGACCUGAAGACUUGACAGGACUUCACCUUUGACCUCCGCGGACGUCAACAGAUCUGAAGAUGCUUUGAGCUUCGGUUUGGAUCGAGUGAAAGAAAGAAACAAGCCAAACUGCCACAAAGCCACGUGUAAAUAAUAUUUGUAAUAGGAAUCUGUUUGCUCGGUGAAUAUCGUCCUCUGAACGGAAAGAUCAUUUUUAUAAGUGUACGAAAGCCUCGGGUGCAUAAUUUAAAUCUUUUUAUAAAACUUCCAUUUUCAAAAUGUAUAUUUAAUGUAUUUGUUAGCUUA
This is a messenger RNA of Chelmon rostratus (copperband butterflyfish), 1197 nucleotides long. Its product is annotated as BTB/POZ domain-containing protein kctd15-like. Gene Ontology annotation, molecular function: protein binding. Gene Ontology annotation, biological process: protein homooligomerization. Lineage: Eukaryota; Metazoa; Chordata; Actinopteri; Chaetodontiformes; Chaetodontidae. The record is from RefSeq and is a predicted model, not a curated record. The transcript has 5 exons. The coding region runs from base 13 to 825 and encodes 270 amino acids.